Podarcis lilfordi (Lilford's wall lizard) is the source of this 17063-nucleotide messenger RNA. Lineage: Eukaryota; Metazoa; Chordata; Lepidosauria; Squamata; Lacertidae. The record is from the annotation of a GenBank genome assembly.
GCGAACGGAAUCUCGCGUCGGAGCUCUAUGGUCCGUUCGUAUUGCUAGCGCGCCCUUAUACAUACGUAUAUACACGGAAGUGGUCCCGCCCAUUGACCCAAACGAUCGGUUUUGGCGGGAGUUCUGGGGGAAGGGAAGGGAAAGGGAGGCCGCUUCAGCUGCGCGCUAAAGAGGCCUGAGGAGAUCUGUGCGCGCGGCCGCUUCGCAGGUGCCUUUAAUGAGGGGGGCGCGCGCACGCGGUGGCGAACCCCUUGAAGGAGCGAGCGGGGGGGGGGGGGAGAAGGGAUGUUAUUCCUCCACCACCUCCGUCCCACCCCCUUCAGGGAUCCGGGGCACUGCUGUGUUUUGUGGGCCGCGAGAGUCCCUGUGUUUACUUAGAUAACAUAGCCCUGUUUAGGGAAGCUUUUAAUGUUUAAUAGGUUAUUGCAUUUUAGUGUUCUGUUGGAAGCCGCCCAGAGUGGCUGGGGAAACCCAGCCAGAUAGGCGGGGUACAAAUAAUAAAUUAUUAUUAUUAUGUAGCUGGAGCAUUGAGGGGGUGGGCGGAGGGUGGUUGCUUACACUUGUUGUUGUUUUUGUUGCUUUAUCCUGCUCAGGGCAGCCCAAAGCGACUUACAUUCAACCAACCAGAGAGACAAAAAUCAUCGCACAGCUAGAUAUAGAUAUGUAGGUUAUAGAUAUAUAGGCAUAAAACUAUGUAUGUGUAUAUAUGUGUAUGUGUAUACACACACACACACAUAUAUAUACACUGUAUAUUGUAUGUAUGUAUGUUGAUGUUUAAAUUUGGAAAUAUUGGACAAACUGAGAUAGAAAUACCCUCCCGCAGUAAUGGGAGUGGGGGUGGGGGUUGCUGUCGCUGCCCACCUGCUUUUGACAGGCAGCUUCCAGGCCCCAACUGCUCCCCUUCCUUAGGGCUGCUUGCUUGCUUAUUUGUAUUUAUAGUCUGCCCUUCCCCCAUGCUGUCUCAGGGUGGGCUAUAUGCAGCUUAGUUACAGUUAAGCCGUGUAGUGUCCCACCCCAAAGGGGCUUGUGCGAAAAAGGUGCACCUUAAAUAAAUGUAGGGAUGGGGCCAAAUGCUCCUGGAGGGAGAGUGAUCGACAAUGGUGUGUGUGUGUGUGUGUGUGUGGCUACUGCAGAAAAGGCCGUCUCUUGCUUGACUGCCUCGCAGGAUUUUAGAUAGUGGCAGAACUGCUGGCAGGGUGAUAGAAUCACAGAAUUGUAGAGUAGGAAGGGACCACAAGAAUCAUCUAAUCCAGCUCCCUGCAAUGCAGGAAUCUUUCACCCAACUUGGGAUUUGAACCCACAACCCUCAGAUUAAGAGUUUCAUGCUCCACUGACUGAGCUAUCCCUUCGCCCCUCCAGAUCUCAGAACUGGGAGCUUGAUACAGUCUGCUUAUCUUUGAACAGGAGAUGUAAGCCAGGGACUACUUCAAACAGAAAACUGUUCUCUGACAGCCCUUCAGAUAGAGGACUGUUCACUGUAUAGAAGAAUGCAUAGACAUUGGAGGAGUUGUGUAAUUGUCAUCAGGGUUUCUGUGCAACUUGCUUGCAGAUUGUAGUGUAUGUUUCAUGGAUGUGCAUAGAGAAGCCAUGACAUUUCUGAGUAAAAAGACUUUGUUGGUUCUUGAUCAUAUGACAACGUAUCCUUGCAGACUUCACCCUUUUUGUUCUUAUACCAGAAGAAAAAAAUAUAGGCUUGAAGGCUUUUCUGCUUAUAAAUGAAAUGGUUCAACAAAAAUAAUUGCUUCACUUAUCAGUGGUGUCAGGAUUGAUGCAACUGAGAAAUGAGUGGAGCUAUCAAAUUACAAAACUAAUUUUUCAAAUUACACAUGUGCAUCAUUUCCUUCCCAUUCCUCCUUUGCAGACUGGUGAGAAACAGCAGCAAUGCAGGCAUUUCUGAAAGGACCAUCUUCAAUCAGCACUAAACCCCCAUCUACCAAAGAUCGGGGAACAGCUGCCACUGCAGGAGGCAGUGGGGAGGGCAAGAGGGUCAGAGCUAUUCCUUGGGUGGAAAAAUAGUAAGUAUUGGACUCUGCUUUGGAAUCUAAAUGAGUGGUGUAAUUGCCCAAAAUGAAUGCGAGGGAUGAAGAAUGCCUCUUGCUUGACUGAGUGAAGGGGUGUGUAGAAAUUGACUCUUGUAUGGCUGGCAUGUAGCCUGCUGUGCAAAGAUAAAGAAUUGCAUCUGUUGAUCUGCCCACUAUUUCCUCUUGACCCACCCACCACUGGCAUGCAGCCCCCAGAAGGUUGUCCAUGUGGAAAUGUGGCCUUUGGCAUAAAAAAUUUCCUAGCCCCAUUGCUAGGGGAAUGUGAUCAUCUACACUGGAGGUGUUUUAAAUCAUAGGUUUUCAACUUUCUUUGAGUCCAUGGCUCCCUUGACCAAUUUCAUUCUUUCUGCGGCACCCCUGUGGGGCUCAGUGGCUCAGUUAUGUCACCCCUUGCCUGCAGAUCUGGCAGACCCUCACCCCUCCCUUGUGGAGUGUUCCCUCAGCCUCCUCUCCCCUCUUAUUGGGAGUCCUCUGGGCAGCCACCGCCCAUGGUCUCUGAGCUGCUCCCCCACCCCAAAGAGAGGUGCCUGGGGCUGGUGGACUGGCUGGCUGGGUUCCCUCCCUUGCUUGCUUACUCCAAGGCCACCUCAGCUCCUGACAACCAGCACCCCAUACAAGCCCAGAGGCACCAUUCGCCUGGGGAGCUUGUAGCCAGGGCUGCUGUAACAAGCAGCCAUGCAAGCCUUUGGGAGGCAGAGACCCGAGAAGGCAUCUGAGGAGAAAGGGAAGGAAAGAGGAGGCCAGUGUUGCCCUCGGCACCCUUGACCAUCAGUCAAGGCACCCCAGGGUGCUAGGGCACACUGGUUGAAAACCACUGUUUUAAAUAAUGACUAUGACUGUAACCACUAGAUGUCUCCACUUAUAUUAUGCCUCUCCUAGUGUUGGUGCUCUGUUUCACAGGACAGUGUUAUAUGAAUGCCAGUCCAAAGUUAAUUCUCCUAUAUAAGCCAUGCAGUGUCAGAGGAAUGGCUUGUGGAAGAUUGCAGAGGUUCUUUCUGUGGAAAAGUAGAAGCUGAACUUGUUGACAGCUUCUUUGAUGUUGCACUGCUUGCACACGCAGGCCAAGUUGCUCAUCUGUGGCUGGCUACUACAUCGCCAGAUGUCUAUUUUUUUGCAUCAGAGUAUUAGCUAUUAAGACUUGCUGCUUUGACUGAAAUAUUUGUUAAGCUCCAGAUUUGAGGGGUUAUUUGCUUGUUUAUCUCUGUAAAAAGAAAAGCCGACAGCAGCAGAAAUUUAUUAGACUCUGCAGUGUAUUCAUUUAAAAGCUUUCCUAAAAUCAUUUUCAGCAGGCAGUGAAAAUAGCAAGGAAGCCAAAAGCAGGUCUUUGGGAUGAUUUCCACAGGAUGGGUGACACAACUGUGACAGCUGUGCUCUGCAUCCGUGGACCACUAACUUCCAUAAAAGAGAAUUGCUUUGCUCAUUGAUCUAAAGGAACAGAGAAGUUACGGUACAUGUAUCGUUACUUCUGUUCAGAAAAUAUUAGUAAUACAUGCAAAGUUUUUUAUUUCUUUUUUUUUAUGUAGCCGCCCAAAAUGCAUGGAUGAAGUUGCAUUUCAAGAGGAAGUUGUUGCAGUACUGAAGAAAACCUUACAAGGAGCUGACGUGAGUAUUGCAGUUCUCCCAGCGCUUCAUGGCAUAUGCAAGUUAAUUUUUCCAGUGGAAGAUAAUUAUUGUGUGUAGUCUUAUGAAUCAUACUUUUGUGUCUAUAUAGUCAGAAUAAAAUUUAUUGGCCGUUCUGCAGCUGUAUGCUCCCAGAACAGCUCCCAGAACAACAACAAAAAUUACAAUAAAUCCUUAACAGUUGAGAGUUAACGUGUAAUAUGGGACAACUUAUUGAGUGAGUCUCCAGGAGUAUCAUGCUCUUGGGACUCCUUUUGUGGGGAAUAGAUUUUGAUGGCAAAAAAACAACCAGAAGUGAAGGUUCUGGAAUGGUAUAGGAAGCUGCAUUGUCCCGUUGGUCCAUCUGGCUUGGUACAGUCUAUACCGAUUUGCUGCAGCUCUCUGGGACUUCAGACAGACAUCUUUCUCAGCCCUUUCUGGAGAUGCCAGAGACUGAACAGUGUGCUGCUCUGCCGCUGAGCUACGCCUCCUGCCCAGUUUAAUCAGCCCUUUCCCAGUGCCACUGCUGAAAUAAACUUCAAAGGCUUCCCUCUGCAUUUCCUAAAAGAAGCAAAUGAACACCAAACCCUGAAACAACCAGGGUUGCAUAUCCAGUGCUAGUCCUACUCAGAACGAACCCACUGAAGUUAACAGGCAUGACUAACUUACAGUCAUUAAUUUUAAUGCAUUUCCUCUACGCAUUGAACUUAGCUAGGUACAACCUCAUGUGUAUUUUUAGGGUUGUUAAACCAUGCUUUAAAAUGUGGCAAUAGAAGCUAAGACAACUCUGCCCCUCCCCCGCCCCGGCCUUUCUCUUGUCGUUUAUGUUAGUGGCUGGAUUGGCUCUCUGGCCCAAAAAUACACCCGUACUUUGGGUCACAGAAAAGGUCAGUGUAAUUCGCUUGCCCCAUCUCAGGUUCCCUCCCAGGCCAAAUCCAGCACUCCACUGCAUGCAGACAUUUCACACUCCAUUGACCUGCUUGCAGCCAGUUACCCAUUGCACUUUUGUCUCAGCAAAACAUCAAAUAACCAGAGCAAGCCAACCCUUAGGUCACAGUGCCUUACCUCCUGCCUUUUUCUACCUCUGUGGUGAUGAUUGACUUCUGACGAAUGAUUGACAGGUAAUUCUGAGGCUCCAGACCUACCAGUUUAAAUUGUAGAAGGCUGGAUGUCUGGGUGCAAGGCCUGAUUGAGGAGAUUAGGGCCUUUCCGAAUAGGGCUCCCCCUUACCCUGAAAGGAACACAUGAAGGUACUACAAAAUAAGUACUGUGGUAUAUUAAGGGCUAUGGCAUAAGCUUUCAAGGACUACAAAAAAUAAUCUGGUACAGUUAAUGUGAUGGCACCAUUAUAAAUCCGGCCUUGUCUAUGUGAAAUAGAACAUGGUACAAGUGGACUUGCUCUUGCAAUGGGACUUCCCCCUUCCUCUCCUUCCCCUGCCCUGAAGUUCCUUGAACAGUUCUCAAAUUUGCUGUAAAGGAUUGGGGGAUCUUCUGGAGUAGAAAUUGGGGGGCUUAAGGGAGAGGGGAAGAGGGGGAAGUCCUGUUGCAUGAAUGGAAGUCUGUUCCUCUUGUACAUAGACCCAAACUUCUUCACUGUAUUGGUUGUAUUCAACUUAGUGCUAAGAUGAGCUUUCCAUCAGUACAAGGAUUUCCUCUUGCACAAUGAAAUGUUCUUUCCCCUCUCUGCAUGCCCCCAUGAUCUGUUCAGGGGUUUCCCUCAAGCCUCCAGAGCAGAUUUAGGGACAGCAUAGGGCAUGUGUGGAGGGUGGAACCACCUUUGCCCUAGAGCAAAAAAUUAGCUGAACAUCACCCUUUUUCUGUAUCUGAUGUUUCACAUAGAGCUCGAUCUUGCUUUCCUAGGGAAAUGUGCAUCAUGCUUAAUCAUACGCAUCCUUUGUAUCAUUCUUCCCAGUAUCUGCUUUGUACGAAAGGCCAGUAGUGCUUGGCUCCUCCUACUCUUGUAAUCUUUUCAUUCCAGCUGUUCAUUACCUGACCUGAAAGUGUUGCUGUGCAAUGCCAGGUCAAUGAUGAAUAAAACCACUGCCAUCCACGACCUGAUUAUGGAUGGAGGAUUUGACCUGGCAUGUGUGACAGAGACCUGGUUGGAUGAAGCAGAUGCGCCUGUCCUUGCUGCUGCUUGCCUACCAGGUUUCUCUUACUCACAGCAACCCAGGUCAUGUGGGUGGGGAGGGGGGGUUGCAGUGAUUUUUAGGAAGUCAUUCGUUUGCACCAGGUGUCCUAUUGGGAAGACCUAGUUUUCUGAGUGCAUGUUCUGGAAGUUGGGCAAUAGGGGCAGUACAGGAUUCCUUUUGGUGUACCGACCUCCCCGCUGCACCAAGGAUUCCCUGCCCGAGCUGCUUCAGGUCGUGGCGGAUAUGCUCCUGGAGAUACCUAGUUUGGUUGUCCUGGGGGAUUUUAACAUCCAUGCCAACACGACCUUACAAGGGGCCGCUCGGGACUUCGUGGAAAGCAUGGCCUCCAUGGGGCUGUCCCUGAAUAAGUUUGGCCCAACUCAUAGCCGCGGACAUGCCUUAGACUUGGUGUUUACCUCUACGGAUGUUGGUGAUCUGACACUAACUAAAAGCGAAACAAAAGAAGUGCCAUGGUCAGAUCACUUCCUGCUGCAACUGGACUUCUCCCCGACCCUUCCCCUCUGCAGGGAGGUGGGACCGAUUCGGAUGGUCCGCCCCCGCUACUUAAUGGAUCCAAUUGGCUUCCAGAGAGUGGUAGGGGAUGUUUUAUCCCAAGUUGAUGACCUAGUCUUUUGGUAAGAAUGUUUAGCUGGAGUUUGAAGAAGAUAUGCUUCCACUGGAACGUCUUAAAAUUUGCAGCUAAAUUGCCACUCCAUCUCAUGCAUUCUUUGGAGGAGAUAGCAAGUGCUAAGGCUAGUUACUAAUACUUGUGGGGGAAGGGCAGGGCAGUAAUGAUGGGUUGUACAUGGCUCAUUUCUAAGAACUCUACUACAACAAACAUCUCACAUGUUAAAAAGCAGGACAUCUCUUGUCAGCACUGCUCCAGGGCACCUUAAUCUGCCCCUGAACAUGUCCAGUCUCUUUAUCACCUGAAGUAGCUAUUUGCAUCCUGGCCAUUGUAUUGAAUAGUUUCAUUUUAAGAUGAUUCAGAGUACUACAUGGGAUAUUUGACCAUCAUUAAAUAAUAAGUACAGUGGUACCUCGGGUUACAUACGCUUCAGGUUACAUACGCUUCAGGUUACAGACUCCGCUAACCCAGAAAUAGUACCUCGGGUUAAGAACUUUGCUUCAGGAUGAGAACAGAAAUCGUGCUCCUGCGGCGCGGCAGCAGCAGGAGGCCCCAUUAGCUAAAGUGGUGCUUCAGGUUAAGAACGGUUUCAGGUUAAGAACGGACCUCCAGAACGAAUUAAGUACUUAACCCGAGGUACCACUGUAAUCAAUUGACCAAUGUAUUGAAAUUAGUCUACAUCUUGUUAGAAUAGCUCAGUUGGUUAGAGCGUGGUGCUGAUAACAUCAAGGUUGCAGGUUCGAUCCCCAUAUGGGACAGUUGCAUUUUCCUGCAUUGCAGGGGGUUGGACUAGAUGAUCCUCAGGGUCCCUUCCAACCCUACGAUUCUAACUUGUUUUCUAUGUAGAAAUGUCCAUGCUUUUGAAAGUGUUUUGCACUGUGUGUUGUAAAUUUCCAUGUAUCUUUAGCUGAUAAUAGGCCACCUAUAGGCACCAUAACUUCAUCAUUGGCAACAGUCAGAAAUAGCGUAGCUUGGUCAUGUUACAGCUUUGCUAAAAAUACAGCCAUUAAGUUAGAUAAAGGAUUAGGAGAUCCUUCAUCAGACCUUACUGUAGGUGCCAGCUAAAUGUGCUGUUCAAGUUUGUGGUAUUCAUUCAUUGAUUGGCAAGUGUAGGUUUUCUGUAAAAGUACCAAAUGUUGAGUAAAGUAGCAGGAUAGUGGCUGUUUGGUGUGCAGCUCUGCUUGUAUAUCAACCCCAGUUGACAGUUAUUUUGUGUUUCUUCCAUUUGCGAAUUAUUGCACCAACUGUUGUCACCUUCUCACCAAGCUGCUUGGCAAUAGUCUUGUAGCCCAGCCCAGCGUUGUGCAGGUCUACAAUCUUGUCCCUGACAUCCUUGGACAGCUCUUUGGACUUUGGCUACUUUGGACAGGUGUCUUUUGUACAGGUACUGUAACGAGCUGGGAUUACAGGUAAGACCUCUCCCUUACAGCAGGUGCUUCUAAUCUCAGCUCGUUACAUACAGUGAAGAUACCAGGUAGCCUGACAUCUGGCUGGUUGAUAGGGGAUCAAAUACUUAUUUCACUCAUUAUAAUGCACAUCAAUCUCUGACUUAUGUCUUCUGGGGGUUUUCCUGUUGUUGUUCUGUCUCUCACAGCUACAAUAAACCUACCAUUAAAAUUAUGGACUGGUCAUUUCUUCGUCAGAGGGCAAACGGGCAAAUUUACCCCUCACUGUAUUCCAAUUUUAUUAUAGUGUCAUUUUGUCAGCAGGUGUGUGAGGGCUCCUGGUCCCCUAGACUUGCCCUGCGACAAAAGUCUUGCUUGCUGAAGGACUUCCUCAAUGUGAUCUGCCUAUUUCCCCCCCUGUAAAGGUCCUUUGAGGGAUUGGGCAUAAACAGUCACUUAAAAAAAAAAAAAAGCUGAAGGAAAUUGGUUGAAGUAAAACACAAAAGAUACUUCUGUGUCUGUUCUGUGACAAAAUCCAAAGCGAAUAACUCUUGUUGACUUUAAUAGAAAAUGUUCCUUUGCAUUGUUCCUUUGCAUUAAUUCAUUAAUUCAUUAUUUUUUUAAAAUUCAUUUUUUUUUUAAAAAAACAACCUAAUAUCAUUUAUUCACAAUUAGUUCAUUUCAUAGUUAACAUAAUUAUCAGACCUGUUGAUGAUUAAAUUGCCCUUUGUUAUUACUUUAAAGCAUUAAAUUAAUUAGAACACUAGAUUUAUAUUUGACCAAAUCAUCUAUUGACCUGUCCUGUGUCCAACUCAAUAUGCAUCCCUGUAUAGUAUUUAAAAUAUUAUCUAAAGCAUCUGUUUCACCUUUUUCCCUUCUGUCUUGGGAUUACCAAUUACAACAUUCUGAAAAUAAAAAACCAAAGCGUAAAGAUAGUAUUUGAAACAGGCCGGUAAAUAUUGAUCAGAUUAAAAUCUAUGCCUGCAAUUAUACACAACUCUUAUUUGCAAAAUCGUGUCCCAUGCUUGAGUUGUGGCAUAGACACCUAUGUAAGUGUUGUAAAACAAAUACUCAAUGAUAACAUCGCCUGAGGUUUCUUGUUCCUCUAAAAUAUCCACUUACAAAAUAUUGUAUGACAGAAUUGUUUAACCUCCUGCUGUUGCAGCUUCCCAAUCUCUUGUUCUAUGGCCCACCUGGAACUGGAAAAACAUCCACUAUUUUGGCAGCAGCCAGAGAACUCUUUGGGUAAGUGUGGGAUCUAGUGGCAUUCAAGUGUCUGUUUUGAGUCCGACAAUCCUCUAGUACUUUUGGUGACUUAAUAGUAGGCACUUGGUUUAGUGCAACAUGAAGAAGCAGAAAUUAGGCAGAGUGAAUCUUGAGUUUGCAGGCAUUUCUCUUCCUCCAGAAGAGAUAAACCUGUAGUUAACAUUGGCAGAACAGUUUUAAGCCAUAGUUACUGAAGUGGAGACUUUAAGAAAGGUAACCGAAAGUUAACUUUCCAAACUGAGAUCAUGAUGAUUUUGAGUGUUUGGAAGCAAAACAGUAAUGCAUGGCUGCAGAAUUUGUGGCCACAAAGUCUAACACUAUGUAUUAUGGAGCGAGACAGGUACUUGAACUGCGCACCCCCGUUCAUGCAGUCUCCUCCGUGAGACUAGGUGGGUUUUUUAAAACUGAGAUUUUCCUUCAGUUGCACAUCCAUAACUUGCAUGUAUAAAUAGAGAAGAGAUGCACAGAAAUGGGGGGAAUGUCACUCAGUGAUUUGAGUGUUUUGUUAGUUAUCCAAGUGAGUUCCUUUUACAAUCAAUAUAGAAGUUUUAACAAAUUUAGGACGUUCUGAUCACUAAUCAUAGGGCUAGAGAAGGCCUUGUAUGCCUUCUAGUACAGCCUUCACUAAGCUGAUGCCCUUUCGAUGUUUUGGACUGCAAUUCCCACCAGACCUAUCAAGUACAGCUGAUGGGAGUUGUAGUAGGGAACAUAUACACUUGGUUGGAAAAUGUUGAUCUAGACCAACCUCCUACUCCAUACGGAAAAUCCAGAGCUUAGAGCCUUUCAAGUUGAGAUGCUUUAUCCUAGUCUGUAUCUGUAUUGGGCACAAUUGUUUUUAUAGUUUCCUUUUUUUUUGUCAAAUCACUUCGGGAUGUUAAUAAUGCCUUAAGUGAUUCAUAAGUUAAAUAAAUAAUGAACAUGCAGUCCAGGUCCCCAAACAAAAGGGGAGCGAGAAAACCUUGUUUUAACCAAGGAAAACCAACGUCCAGAAUUCAAAAUGCAAAACCAGAUUAAUAGCUCGGUAUAACAAAUAGGUUAAAAAUUGGCUGAAUUUCUGUUCUGAUAAACAGGCCCGAACUGUUCCGGCAGAGAGUCCUUGAGUUGAAUGCAUCCGAUGAACGUGGAAUACAAGUCAUUCGAGAGAAAGUGAAGAGCUUUGCUCAACUAACAGUGUCGGGAAGUCGUUCAGAGUAAGCACAAUGAUCAAAGCUGCUUUGUAGGAUUGUAUUUCUCUCUGCUUUAGUUUUAUAAGGGUUCGCUCUGUAAUGCUAAAUUAAGCCACAAGUCAGCAUCGCACGGUGGAUUUUGGGCUCUCGAGUGAGUCACGGGAGCAUAACUGCAUUCUGAGGGAAUUUAUCCUUCACAUGUCUUGCACCACUGUACCCGAUAGGACAUUUAUGGAAGCCGUGAAAUUGUGUGCAAGCUUCCCAAAUGCUGAAUGCACUUGUCUUCUAUUGCACCCUGAAUGAUUCAGUUGCUGGCAUACAGACAGCAGCUUGUCAGUCGUUGUGUGUGACAUUUUAUUUCCAACAUUCAGUCUGUCAGUUACUUGAAGAGUUGGCUGAGUUAUGGCCAAGCUAGCUGGGGAAGAUGGGAGCCUGUGGGCCACAACACCAGGGAACUCAAGAUUGCAGUACGCUGGAACAGUGUGAGGGACGUUAUCUUGUCCUUCACAACAGGAAGCAGAUUGUCUUGGCCGGCCCUGAUUACACUGUCAGAACUUGAACAGGAUAUGUUCGGAGACACGUGUCAUCCUUGAAAUAAAAGUUCCAAAAUAUUAAAACAUCUUUCAGAUCUCAGAAAUGGAUUAAAGUGGCUAAGCAAUACUGAUGUCAUCGUUUGUUGGAUUUGCAAAUAUUACCUGCACUAGUAGCUUAAGUUGUUAAUGCAUGUUUUUGCAAUGGGUGUGUGUUUAGUGGCAGGCCGUGUCCCCCAUUUAAGAUUAUAAUCUUGGACGAAGCGGAUUCUAUGACCUCAGCAGCCCAGGCAGCUUUACGGCGCACCAUGGAGAGAGAAUCGAAAACAACACGCUUCUGCCUUAUUUGUAAUUACAUCAGCAGGUAUGUAUAGGUUUCACCAUUCUUUCUUACUUAUUAUUUGAUGGAAAAGAUUUAGUAUCCCACAUUUAUUCCUAGUUCCCAUUGUAAAAAUCCUAAACUUGCAUUGUAAAGAGUUCCUUAAUUCCCCUUGGAAAAUGAAGAACGUAGCAUAAUUGAUGCAUUGCUAAAUUUUACUUUUUUGCUAAGGGGCAGGAAGUAGUGGAAAAUGUAUUGUCGCGUUCUGCGGAAACUAGAGAGGAUGGAUUCCUCUUGUAAUUGCGUUUCACUUUCUCUUUUUCACAGGAUAAUUGAACCCAUAACAUCCCGAUGCUCCAAAUUUCGUUUCAAGCCCCUUUCAGACAAAAUCCAGCAACAGAGACUUCUAGACAUUGCUGAAAAGGAGAAUGUGACAGUCAGCAGUGAGGUAGAUUUUCUGUUCAUUCAGAGAUUCAUUGUUUUUAAUUCUGUGAAAAGAGACGGGCGCAAUGCUUAGUGUAUUUUUUUCUGGGUCACUGCUGAGCUACAUGCAUAGUUUAAUCAUUACCCAUAUUUUACAGAAGGGCCGUUGGUCCCACAACUUAGUCAAAAUACCGUAUUUUUUGCUCUAUAGGACGCAUUUUUUCCCCUCCAAAAAUGAAGGGGGAAAGUGUGUGCGUCCUAUGGAGCGAAUGCAGGCUUUUGCUGAAGCCUGGAGAGCGAGGGGUCGGUGCGCACCGACCCCUCUCGCGUUCCAGGCUUCAGGAAGCUAUCCGCAGGCUUGUGGAUAGCUGCCCGAAGUCUGGGGAGCGCGGCGCUGUGCACCCCGGGCUUCGGGCAGCUCUCCGCAAGCCUGCGGAGCCCGGCUGGAGUUCCCACCAGGCUCCCAAGGCUUGCGGAUAGCAGCCUGCUGUCCCCGAAGCCAAAACAGCGAGACUGGGUGCUGCACAGCGCUCCAUCUCGCUGUUCCAGCUUCGGGAUGGCUGCACAAAGCCUCCGCAGCCCGCCGCCCUGCGGAGGCUUGAAAGGCUGUCCCCGAAGCCAAAACAGCGAUACGGGUCGCUGCGCAGCCCUCCGUCUCGCUGUUCCAGCUUCGGGAUGGCUGCACAAAGCCUCUGCAGGGCGGCGGGGUGAAGGCACCCCGCUGCCCUGCGGAGGCUACAAAGGAUGUCCCCGAAGCCUCAAGCCUUUGGAGUGCAGCUGCGCUCCAAAGGCUUCAGGGAUAUUUGAGGCUGGCGGUGGGGGAGAGCAGCGCUUCCCCCCACUGCCAGCCCCACAAGCUCGGGGGGCAGCGGCAAGGCCUGCUCUUGAACGCACCUUGUUUUUGAGGGGGAGAACAAGAAAAAAGUUUUUUCCCCUAUUCUCCCCCUCUUAUGGUCCGGUGCGUCCUAUGGUCCGGUGUGUCCAAUAGAGCGAAAAAUACGGGUAAUUAAGCAUAGUUAGGGAAUUUCUGUGCCGGGUCAGUGGUGGCUAGUAUUUUUGGCAAGUGUGCCUCAAGUUCAAAGUACAGACUAGUGUCAUUCUAGAGUACACAAGUGGUUUUGCAGUGCAGUGGUGAGGCCUUACCUCUUUAUUAAGUUUAUUAAGCUAGGGUGCAGACUGCAGUGCAGUGCUGUGCUGGAGAGGCUGAGCUUAGGCCUGCCUCCGCAGUAUCAAGACACAUGCUACCCUGCUUUUAUUCAGGAAUGCUGCAGCCUCAUGCUGCCAGCGUCACGGGGCUUUGUCUGGAGCAAAUAGUGCCUACCCAUUCAUACCAGUCCUGGCAUCUGCAGUCACACUGUACUGCAUCCCUGUUUAAAUAAACACAGUCGGCCCCUCUUGCAGCAGUGAGAGAGCUCACACAUAGUUACAGAAGAGGGAGGAGGAAACCUUAUUUGUAAAUUAUUUGUAUAUUUGAUUAACUUUGCUAAAGGAAGCAUUCUGUUCUAGCUCAAACUUGUGAGAUUAAACAUAAAGCUUACUCUUGUGUUCCUAGAACGUUAUCCGUGUUGUGAUACAGAGAUCUGACAGUGUUGGACAAAAGCCAUGGGGACAGAUCACACCACUUAUAACGUGAUUACCAUUAGAGCAUUUGUUGAUUUGUAGUUGAGAAGGAAAAUGUGUAACUACAUGUGACAAAUGGGGAAAGUGCUGUGUUCGCCCCCCUGAAUGUGUCAGCCUUCCUACUGAAUUGGGUAAGAUAUGGAAUCUGCUGUAGGAAAAGAAGAGUACUUCAGAAAAGCAUCUCAACUGUCUCAUCUCUUCUUUGAUUUUCUUAUAAAGCAGUAUUUCUUCCACAGGCAGUCUCUUACCUUGUCCAUGCAUCAGAAGGGGACUUGAGAAAAGCAAUCACACUUCUUCAAAGCGCUACACGAUUAACAGGCGGGAAAGAGGUCACUGAGAAAGUUGUCACUGAAAUUGCAGGGGUAGGUCUAGUUUGCGUAUUUCAGUUGGCCCGGUCUAUGCUUGCAAAUAUUGGAAAACUGCUUCCAUAAAAUGGUAUUUUUUUCUUCACAGCUAUCUGUUCUGUUGUACCACACUUGCUUUUUCUUUCAUGACUUGCCCUGAAUACUAAAGUUCACAGGGGUGCAAAACAGGGCAAACAGAAAUAUAUUCCAUAGAAACUUGUGAAUCAUUCAAACAUGAAGAAAAGCUUUUGAAUACAAUCCUCUUUCAUUUUGCUUAAUUUUCUGUUUCUGUUAGAUCUGACUGAUUUAUUACAUGUUUAUUUACUAGGUGGAUGCUAUUGCAUCUCACCGAUUUAUGUCACAGGGUCAUUUAUAAGUUUGGAAAUGUGAGACCAAAUCCAUUCCCAAAGCAGAAUCUUGGGUCAGAGCAUGUUGUCUCUGAACAUCUGUGGUUCUGGAAGUAUGUUUGCUGAUCCAGCAGAAGACAGAGAGGCAUAGAAUAUGGCAGAAAUCAACACUGUGGAUUCAUAAUCUUUCAUAAAUUGCAUUGCAAAUGUGAUGUUUCUACCAUCUUGGUUCCAUGACGAAGGGGUGGUUAAAACAUAGGAAGGAUACCUAAUCCACUCUGAACCAUUUGUCAGGAGGGAAAUGAAGCCAUGGGGUGAAGUUACGGUAUCCCCAACAGAUACUGCAACUACACACGACUUCCACUAAUCUACUGCUGCUGCUUUACUGCUAAUCUAACCGCUGGCUCUCACUAACUGUGGGGCAAAGGGGUACUGCCAUCCCCUUUUUGGCAUUGCGCAAUGAAUGAAACUGGAGGAAAAAACCAGUGGUGCAGCAGUUGCCAUAUGAGGAUUUUCCUACCUAAAAGGUGUGUGUAAACCCUAGAACAUUGAAGUGAAGAAGACCUAUGGAAAAUGGUAUGUUCUAGUGAUGGCUUCUGAACUUUUGCUUACACAUCAGGACUUGCAGUCAUUGUUUUUAUUUUUUAUUCUCGGUGCUUCAAUGAGAUGUUUUUCUUUAUGCAACUUUUGUUUUAGAUUGUCCCUCAAGGAAUUUUAGAUGGUCUACUAACCGCAUGUCAGAGUGGCUCAUUUGAAAAACUGGAAGCUGCAACAAAGGUAGCUUGCUUUAGAUCUAAAAUGUACAGGGAUCAGAUCAGAUUUUUUUAAAUGCUACUUUUCUUUCUGUAUUGGCAAGUUGUAGAGGAGGUAGUAGUGGUUAUGUAAGCAUGUUGAAACAAAAAACUGCUCGUCUUUAAGCCAGUUAUGGUGUUAAUGUAACAUGAACUCUCUGACAUUUAUUCCCAGUGACCUUAGGUGGGAAAGCACUCUCAAAGGGAGGAGUAGCACUCCCUGGUUACAAAAAUCCCCAGAAGUAAAUGCAUUAUGCGUGGGUAAAAUUUAUUUUACCCACAAAAGCAUUGCCCACUUUUGUCCCUGGUUCUGUCCACCGAUAUGUGCCCCUUUCCCCAAAGGUUUCCCAGAGGGAGUGGGGCCCUCCAGCUACAAAAUGUGCCUUACACAUCUGCAAACAGCUCUGCAGUCCUUAUUGCAACGUGUAUCCAAAAACUGUAGGCUUGCAUUAAUCUCCAACACGCUUUUUGUGGGGCGGCACAUUUGAUAAUCCCAGAUCCUUUGCUGCCAAGCCUGACAUUUCAAGCCUCUUGGCAGCUUCACUAGCUGCCCUACUAAGCAUAAGUGGUAGCUGCAUAUGAAAUGGCCUUUCUGUAGUAUGAGGCUAGGUGGAUGAGACAUUGGCUUGCGAUUAACAGUGCACGUUAGUACUUUAAAAUCAGGAGUGGCUAACAUUUCAUCACAACUUAGCUAAAGUUUUUUAGCAUCACCAGGGGCCAACUACAACUGUUUUAAGGUUAGAGCUUCCUCAAACUUCCUUCUUGCUUUAGAGUGUUGUAUAUACUUCCUUACAAUUGGGUGAUGGAAUAGAUGAAUUGUGAAGAUGAAUUUUUAGUUCAUCGUACCUCUUUAGUCUUUCCCGGCAGCUGGUCUGUGCUUAGGCAUGUGACACACACACGUAUUCCAGAAUACUCAAUGAGGCUGACUCCAAGACUUCACUUAAGCUAAUAAUCUGAUUUGUGUCUAAAAUGACUCAUUAAACAAUGGUAUGGUACUUGUGUACAAUAAAACAAGAUAGCCUCCUGUUGUCUCAACCAUCAAAUAAUCCUCUGGGUAUUAGACAAAUCCAAUUUAAACUACCUGUUCUGAAUUUGUAUCACGUAGCACGCUUGUAUUUGGUAAUACCGUUACUCUCCAUUUUCAGAAAUCUCAUAUUGCAAUAUCUUACGUGGUAUUGUAGGGCGCCAAUGAUAAACUAAGCUUUGUCUCUCCUAGCUUUUUGUGAUUUACAGUAAGUCAAGGAGUACUUUCCGUCUGCAUUGAUGUAAUGUUUUGGUUGUCUAAGCCUGUAGCUUAUUAGUUUAAAUUGGCUAAUGCUAGCUGCUUUCAAUAUUUGUUUUCCCCUAUGUCCAGAAUCUGAUCAAUGAAGGUUACGCAGCUACUCAGUUUAUAAACCAGCUUCACGAUACCAUUAUUGAGAGGAAGGAUCUCAGUGACAAGCAGAAAUCUGUUAUUGCAGAGAAGCUUGCUGUGAGUCUUCAUUCUGUUUCAGUUCUUUUUAUAUCUAGAAUGCAUGUUUGCUUGUGGUUUGGGGGCCAUAAGAAAUCCUUUACAGUAUUUGUGCAUUAGUGAAUUCUUCCCAAAGAAUGGUAUACUAAUGGUACUCUCCCUGUAUGAGGCAAUUCUCCUUUUAUGGUAACAGGCAGUGGUAAGAAGGGAUUCAAGAGAAAUGGACAUUGGCCGUUGUUACCCCAGCCAACUUGCUUGAGCUACCUGUCUAGUCAUUACACACAAUGGAAAAGCAGAGGGAAGAUUUUUAGCAUUGCUCUACAUUUAUGCAGUGAUUAACAGAGAUAUUUUAUUCCUGUUCAGAACAGGAAGACACAAUGAGUUUACACGGAUUUCACAGGUGUGCUUUUCACUCCUGCUAGGGAGAAACAAAGGCAGAACUUUUUGGGUGUGCCUUUUUCUGUCCUGGGAGGGAAGGAGACAAUACCUGUAGACCAGUCUUGUUAGUUACAGGCAACUACAGUGCCUGCUUGUAAGACUGGCUGAGAAAUGCAAAUUUAAAUUCAGGUAGGGAUUCCUCUAACAAAUGGUCAUACAGAGCUCUGCCAACCAGCUUUAGAAAAUGUUGGCUUGAGUAAAGUGUACUUGGGGGUGGUCAAACGUUUGAUUUUGAAGCUCCCUAUAACAGCUUGAAAAACUAAUUUAUGUUCCUGAGAAGCAGGGAGAUGUAAAAGCCUGCUCUUCUCUGACUGCAUUAUAUAGUUAUCUUGGGAGAUUUUGAAAACUUGUAACUUUUCCUUUUUUUGGCAGGACACAGACAAGUGCUUGGCAGAUGGGUCUGAUGAGUUCUUGCAGUUGAUUAGCCUCUGUGCGGUGGUGAUGCAGCAGCUAAUUCAAAAUAACUAACAGCACGGCAAAAUAUUUUCCUUUUCAUUACUUCAUCCUAUUUGAUGCAGCUAUUUGUGGUACUUUUUGAUAAUAAAAUACAGCCUUUGUGCCUGACAUUCUAGUGGUAUAACAG